ACUCUUACAAUUCAGCGGUGAUCGGGUACUUCUUGGUGCUUUAUGGUGUCGGUAGUCUGGUUGCUUGUAUCGAGGUUAAAGUACGCUGCGUAUACCCGUAUAUCGUUGUGUAUUUUAUUCGUUAUUUCAGGAUAUAUAUGAAUGACGAAGUGAAAAAAAAUAUAAGAAUAAGAAAGAAUGAUAGACAGCCGUCUCAUAUAAUGUAAACUUUUUGUCUGUCAAUUCGUUUCGUAUCAAAAUAAUACACUUAGGAAGAACAAGGGAAACAGAUAGAUUGUUGAACUUCGGGAGAUGUAUAUGAAGAUAACAAUCGUAUGUCGUUCGAUCAAGGUGAACGGACAUUAAAAAGAGUGAUAUAAAUGGAACGAGUAAUGGUUUUAUUAUAAAAACAUUAUAAAAUCAAGCUAUGUUUAUAAUUUCUUAUUUUCAUAUGUGAUCAUUGUGCUGCAUGAAUCUGGAAGAAAAUUGUGAUCAACAUACAUAUUUGUUACAAUAACAAAUUGCUAUUGAAUUAUAAAUGAAUAAUCAUUAAAGAGAAAAAUCGUGUACAUCACAACAGCUGUUCUAUCUUUCUAUGUGAUUCGUGCUUCGAUUAAAUUAAUAUACAAUUUGGACUAUAAGUUGAAGUUUUAACAUUUUUGUGUACAUGUUUAAAUCUUAAACAAUUUGAAGAUCGUUUAGUGUGAAUUUAUUUAUUUCUUUUUUUUUUUUUUUUAAUACAUUAACAAUAAAUGGAUGUUCGGCUUAAAAAGAAGAAAGAAAACUUGCAUGCAAACAGCUAAUCGAAAUUAAGUGAUCCUCGUCGGGAGUGUCGUUGGUACGUGAAUUUUUAAAAUCGCGUAUUUUUUAUUUCGUUCCGUUCUUCAUCUCUGCCCUACUCUUUCUUUCUUUCUCUUUAUUUUCUUCUUCCUUCUCUUUUUCUUCUUCGUCUUCGUUUUCUUUUUUUUUUUUUUUUUUCCUUUUCCUUUUCAUCUCCUCCUCGAUUGAUAUCCAUUAUUUUGUUAUAUUCCAUUCGUCCUUAUCUUUCAUAUUCCUUCAAAUACUCUUCGAUUGUUCGAUCAUGAGAGAAGCCGUAAUACUUACCACAUGUCUACUGGGUAUCGUGUUCGCUGGAAGUCCUAGACUACCCAGGACCUCUGCCGAUGAACGUAAUACCCGCAAUGUUAGUAACAAUGGAGGCAACAUCACUGGAAACACGAUACCGGUACCUAGCCGCAAUUCUCAACGAAAUAGAGAGCAAUACCUCUUCAAUGUUUUCGAAGUAAUAGUUUCGACGUUGGAAUCGAAAUUACAACGAAUCGAAAACUUGGAUAAGGCGGUAGAACAUUUGAUGAGAAGAGUGGAAGCUUUGGAUUCACGUGUCAAUGAUAAUAUUGAUAAAACUGAUGCUGUUAUUACGAAGUUAAGAACAUUAGAUCUAAAGCUUUUCAAUUCUCAUACAAUUGAAUUUUCUUCGACUGAAUCUGCAUUUUCUGCAAGAACGAUCGAUGAUAAAAACGACAGUGAAAUUAGAAGUGGCUCGAAAUUGCAAUCGAUUCAUCAAAAACGAGAAAAUCCAUCGUCGGAAACACUUGGCGAAAAAUUAUUAUCGCUCGAUCAAAAGGUGUCGGACAUAGAUAAUAAAUUGAUCGAUUUGAAACACCAGUUGGAUAAUAAUUUUUUACAAAAUGACGACAUAAAUGCCGAAGCCAGUGAAAAGAAGCCGGUUAGCAUGAGUGUAAUUGAGAUAACGAAAGCGAUGAGCAACGAAAUAAUAAAUCACAUCACGAUCGAGAUUGAAAAUUUAAGGCAAGCGACCAAUAAUAUGGACAGAAAAUUACAAUUCCACGUCAAUUUAGUCUCUGAUCGUUUGGGAACCAUUUAUAACAUGAUGACAGACGUGCACGAUGCAAUAUUAGUAAGAGGUACUACUAACACUCGUUCACCGUUCAACAUUACAACAACGACAACUACCGAACCACCUCCGAAACAAAGUAAAAUAGAUCGACUGGUCGAGCAAAUGUAUCCAAUGUUGACCGUUUCGGAAAAGAUGGACGAAGUUUGGAAUAUCGUAGUUGGUACGAAAAGUUCGGUGGACGAUCUUUUGCCAAAAUCUGACGAAUUACUUACGCAAACACAAAGGCAAGAAAGGGCGAUUAACGAAAUUCAUACGGAUUUAAGAUUGAAGACAAACAAGAUUAUUGAAAAUUUGGAAGGGGUUGAGAAUAGAUUGCGGAAACAGGAGGAUGAUGUCGCUAAUUUCGCUCAGCGUCCAAUUCCCGCAGAAUUGCUGCUCGAUCCUACGAUCGAUCGUCUCGUUGAAUAUGAUUCCAACAGAUACGUCGGUCUCACCGACGACAUCCCAGGAGAGACAACCGUACCACCGGUGAAUCCAACUACGAUCGUUUCAUCGGUAUCGAUGUCCAUUUCAUCCUCGACUUCGUCGAAUACCGUCUCCCUCAAUAAUAUCAAUAAUUCGACCAACGUGACCGGUUUCGCGAAUUUCUUCAACUCCACUGCCAGCCCUGGAAUAACGUCGCCCUCGAGCUCGCAACGAUCCUCGUCCAAAAAUCGUGGCGUUAUAUUUCCAAGUGUAAAAAACAAGCCAAGUCCAGCAAAUUCAACAUUUAACACAGAUGGAUUUCUUAGUUACAAGGAUGUUAAGGGUUACUCGUGCGUUGAUUUAUUAAAUGCAGGAAUGAGAGAUAGCGGUGUUUAUUACCUUCAAAUUCGCGGAACAACUUACUGGUUUCUCAAGGUUUAUUGUGAACAAGAUAUUGCUGAAGGAGGUUGGACAGUCAUUCAAAGAAGAGAUGAUUUUGGAGAGCCAAGAGAAAAUUUCAAUCGUGAUUGGGCGGAUUAUAAAAAUGGUUUUGGUGAUCCUGCUAGAGAGUUCUGGCUUGGCAAUGAAAAUAUAUAUAUGUUAACGAAUAACGAGGAUUACAUGCUCAGAGUAGAACUUGAAGAUUUUGAAGGUAACAAAAGAUAUGCGCAAUAUUCUCACUUCAAAAUCUAUUCAGAGGCGGAAUAUUACAAAUUAGAGAUUGACGGUUAUGAUGGAAAUGCCGGUGAUUCAUUGAACGAUCCUUGGUAUGGUUCAAACAAUAGUCCCUUCUCCACAUAUAACAGGGAUAAUGAUAGAUCAUCGUUGAAUUGUGCUUCCAUGUUGAAAGGUGGCUGGUGGUGGAAAUCGUGUGGACGAGGAUUAAAUGGUCUUUAUUUGAACGAUCCUCAGGAUCUAACUGCUCGACAAGGUAUUGUAUGGUUCCGUUGGAGAGGUUGGGAUUAUACUUUGAAACGUGCUACGAUGAUGAUUAAACCGAAAGGGCCAACAACAAUAACGAUAUAGAGGCUUAUAUAAAUUUUUCUAGAAGAAUUAUAAUACGUUUAUAGCGUUUCGUAUCAAUGAACACAAUUUCUUACAGUUACCAAAUAUGUAUAUUUUUAUAUACAUAGAUAUAUAUAUAAGAAUUUUAUAAUAGCAUCGGAAUGGAAUAAUGUUUCAGAGAAUUUUCAUUAUCUCUACAGAUUUUUAUCAAACGUAUUUUAAUUAUUUUAUACUUAUUUCAAUGAAAUUAUUUUUUUCGAUUCUGAGAGAUUAACAAAAAAUGCAAACAGAAUAAUUAAGCAUAAU
This is a messenger RNA of Apis mellifera (honey bee), 3613 nucleotides long. RefSeq lists its product as uncharacterized. Bases 1061 to 3328 code for a protein of 755 amino acids. The record is from RefSeq and is a predicted model, not a curated record. NCBI's taxonomy places the organism in Eukaryota, Metazoa, Arthropoda, Insecta, Hymenoptera, Apidae. The transcript is spliced from 11 exons.